Molecule: messenger RNA, 867 nt
Organism: Lathyrus oleraceus (garden pea)
Lineage: Eukaryota; Viridiplantae; Streptophyta; Magnoliopsida; Fabales; Fabaceae
Exons: 3
Coding region: 172-642 (156 amino acids)
Cellular component (GO): chloroplast
Source: RefSeq, a predicted model, not a curated record
UUGGAUUGAAUUGCGCCUUCACUUCUUUUGAAAAAAGAAGAGGAUCUCAACUCUUAAACAUCCUCACACUGAUAAAAAAUUCUUGGAAUUUAGGAUAAGUAGAAUUAAAAGAGUGGCUCACAUCACUCUGUCCCAAAUAGAGAGAGAGGGGGAGCGAGGGAGAGAGAAAGAAUGACAAUAGCUUUUCUCUCAGUUUCAACUACUCAACAUUAUCAUCAAGUUCAAUUGCACAAGCCAAAAAAUCCAUGGUCGGUUACAACUUCCCCUUGUUUUUCUAAGAUUCUUGUUCCUCCCUCGCAAUGUUCUCCUUCUUCUACUCCAACUUCCCUCCUUUCUUCUUCACCAGAAGAACAACUUGCUGUUCCCAAUCAAUCAAAAUCCUCAACCCAACAAAGUGGUUGUAAAGCAUGUGGGAAGCAAGAAAUAGAGAGAGGAUGCAAUGGUGAAGGAAGGAUGCAAGGUGGGAUAGCAACUGUGCCUGGCUUUGGAUGGUGGCCUAUAAAAGCUUACAGACCAUGCCCUGGAUUUGUUGCUUCUGGUGGUAGAUACAGACGACAGGGACAAAGCAUGGACGAGGUUGUCUCCGGUAGUGGUAAAAUUAAAACACCCUCUCCUAAAACCGCAACUGAUUCGAAGCCGUGACAAAAAGGAAGGUUUGAAGAAAUUAAAGCAGUGAGUUUUUGCAAAGAAUAUACCAGCCAUGAAGGUGAAACAAAACUAAGGGAGUUAAGGAAGAGGGCGAUGUCAGGAUUUCUCGUCUAUAUUCUGUAAGGAUUUUGGACAUGUAUACGGCUAAAAUAGGGCCAUGCAAUGUAAUCAUAUAAAUGAUAGUAUUUAAAUUUUUACAGAUUUUUCUUUCUUUUUCAA